This is a messenger RNA of Panicum hallii, 2061 nucleotides long. RefSeq names its product serine/threonine-protein kinase BSK1-2-like. Bases 161 to 1723 code for a protein of 520 amino acids. The record is from RefSeq and is a predicted model, not a curated record. Gene Ontology annotation, biological process: protein phosphorylation; brassinosteroid mediated signaling pathway. Gene Ontology annotation, molecular function: protein kinase activity; protein binding; ATP binding. NCBI's taxonomy places the organism in Eukaryota, Viridiplantae, Streptophyta, Magnoliopsida, Poales, Poaceae. The transcript is spliced from 9 exons.
CCGGACCGGCCGAACGAACCAGCGGCCUUUGGACAGGGAAGGCGGGGGCGAGUUGGACAAACUCCAGCCAAAGCCAACCAACCCCACGCGCACACCACACCAGCCGCGGAAAGGGAGGGGACCGGCCCGGACCGCGAGGCCGCCACGCCUUUCACACUUGAUGGGUUGCUGCCGCUCCUCGCUGCGGCCGGGGGCGGGUGCGGGGGCCCACGCCGCGGAGAAGCCACCCCGGCACCGCCCGCCUCCGCCGCCACCGACGACGAGCCGCCCGUCCCCGAACGCGCACCCGGCCCGCGCGGGCGGCGGCGGCGGGGGCGGGGAUGUCCCGGCGUUCGCGGAGUUCUCCCUGGCGGACCUCCGCGCGGCCACGGGCGGGUUCGCGGCCGAGAACAUCGUCUCCGAGAGCGGCGAGAAGGCGCCCAACCUCGUAUACAGGGGCCAGCUCAAGGGCCCCGCCGGCGCCCCGCCGCGCGCGAUUGCCGUGAAGAAGUUCGCCAAGCUCGCGUGGCCCGACCCCAAGCAGUUCGCGGAGGAAGCGAAGGGGGUGGGGGCCCUGCGGCACCGGAGGAUAGCGAACCUGAUCGGCUACUGCUGCGAUGGCGACGAGCGCCUGCUCGUCGCCGAGUUCAUGCCCAACGACACCCUCGCAAAGCACCUGUUUCACUGGGAAAACCAGACUAUAGAAUGGGCUAUGCGUCUGAGAGUUGCAUACUACAUCUCCCAAGCAUUGGAAUAUUGUAGUAUCAAGGAGAGGCCUUUAUAUCAUGACUUAAAUGCAUACAGGGUCCUCUUUGACGAGAAUGGUGACCCGCGUCUGUCAUGCUUUGGUCUGAUGAAAAACAGUAGGGAUGGCAAAAGCUAUAGCACGAACCUAGCAUAUACACCUCCAGAAUAUCUCAGAAAUGGCAGGGUUACUCCAGAAAGUGUCAUAUUCAGUUUUGGCACCGUACUUCUCGACCUUCUCAGUGGAAAACGUAUACCUCCUUCACAUGCACUUGAUAUCAUGAGAGGCAGAAACAUCCAAGCAGUAAUGGAUUCACAUCUGGAGGGAAACUACUCGGCAGAGGUGGCUAUUACACUGGUGAACCUUGCUUCUCAAUGUCUACAGUAUGAGCCAAGAGAUCGUCCUGACAUUAAAAAGUUGGUUUCCAUACUGGAGCCUUUGCAGAAAAAAUUAGAGGUACCAUCCUAUGUGAUGCUUGGAAUUCCAAAGCCUGUGGAAGAACCACAGGCACCUCCUACUCCACUGCGCCCUCUUUCUCCCAUGGGAGAAGCCUGUUCCAGGAUGGACCUAACUGCCAUCCAUCAGAUCCUAUUCACGACACAUUACAGAGAUGAUGAAGGGUCCAAUGAGCUAUCUUUUCAAGAAUGGACACAGCAGAUGAGGGAUAUGUUGGAUGCAAGGAAACGUGGCGACUUUGCCUUUAAAGACAAAGAUUUUAAGGCAGCAAUCGAUUGUUACAGUCAGUUUGUUGAUGUGGGGACAAUGGUGUCACCAACUGUGUUUGCCAGACGCAGCUUGUGCUACCUUAUGUGUGACCAACCUGAUGCUGCCCUCCGUGAUGCCAUGCAAGCACAGAUCGUCUCCCCUGAUUGGCCAACAGCAUUCUACAUGCAGGCAGUUGCGCUAUCCAAGCUGAACAUGCAGAGCGAUGCUGUGGACAUGCUGAACGAGGCGUCAGAGCUAGAAGAGAAAAGGCAAAAGAGCACAAAGGGUCCUUGAGAAGUGGCAUCCCUUAUAUAUAACAUAGAUUCACGCUAUGUAGUAAAUUCCCCAACCCUUUCCCCUGUAGAAAGUGCUUAGUAUAUUGCGUGGUUAAAUCUUAGAUGGUUAAAAUCUAGAAGUUAGGAGACCUCUGUGGAGAAGAGGCUCUCUAGAGAAGAGCCUUGUGGUCAGAAUAACUCAUUUGGUUUGUCGACAUUUCCGCGAUAGGUUCUGCAUUUUUUGGGCCCAUGUAUAUAAGAUCUGUUGCAGGAGAGCUUGAAACUUGAUAUAGGUGCUGGUCGUUCAGGUGGGCCGCUGUAGCCGAAGCUAAUAAACAUGUCUUCGUUUGUGCAAAA